CGCGGGCGCUGACAGGGAGGUGACCGUGUGCUUUUGCCUCGUCUUUUCGUCGUCUACAGAAAUCCUGUUUUUGUUUAUCUCAGUUUUGCUGACGACGACGCGACGUUUCCUACGGUUCGGAUAUAAACAGGAAAUUUAGACUCACGGUGACUGUGUUGCAAAUGUGAUUAAAUAUUCUCGCCGUUGGCACUAAUUAGAACAUAAUGUCAACAUGACACGUUGCAUUAAUAGUUCGUACAAACUGCUUUGCGUGUGAUAGAUGACUAAUCAGUAUUGACACACCUCUUCUGUACGAAUAGAGCGCCAUCCGGAAAAUCUCCCAGGAAACAGGUGGAAAGCACAGGCAAACAAACCACCAUAGCAUGUUCGACCGCCUGGCAGCGCUGUAGGAUGUUUUAGUGUACGAGAGUUUGGACCGCGAGCUCGGAGUCCGGCCUGCCAGAAUGUCGGGCUUCAAAGUUGGGCUGGGACUGCGCCGGCGCACUAGUUACCGGGAGGGUUUAGCGAUGGACAGCGUGGUGGAGGGCGCAGCCCACGACACUCCGCGCAAACACUCCUUUAAAACCAACAUCCAAGUUCCAAACGUGAAACUCAAGAAGUUCCGUAAAUAUGACACGUUCAUCUGGCUCCGCGAACCGCACAAGGACAGUAGCAGCAACCCGGACCGACCCCUCAACAGGCUUCGCUCACUCAACUCACUGUAAGUUGCUCGCCCUGAAUAUUUCGUGCAGUACUGGUAAGUUUCUGAUAUAUUUAAAAGGAAAAAAAGAAGAAGAAGAAGAAGAUGAAGGCGAAGACGAAGGCGAAGAAGAAGACGAAGACGAAGGUGAAGGCAAAGGCAAAGGCAAAGGCAGAGGCAGAGGCAAAGGCAGAGACGAAGACGAAGACGAAGACGAAGACGAAGAAAAACAACAACAAAAAUAAUGACAAACACAAUAAUUAAAAGUGAUAAAAUAGUAAUAAUAACCAUGCUAAAAAUAUCAAUUACGCAGUUAUCAUUAAUAGGAUGGUAUUUCACAUUUGAUCAUAUCGGUGGCCAGCGGUGUGAAUCAC
Molecule: messenger RNA, 1053 nt
Organism: Penaeus indicus
Lineage: Eukaryota; Metazoa; Arthropoda; Malacostraca; Decapoda; Penaeidae
Product: protein FAM9A-like
Exons: 3
Coding region: 444-704 (86 amino acids)
Source: RefSeq, a predicted model, not a curated record